Penicillium riverlandense is the source of this 1800-nucleotide messenger RNA. RefSeq names its product sugar porter family MFS transporter. The record is from RefSeq and is a predicted model, not a curated record. Gene Ontology annotation, molecular function: carbohydrate:proton symporter activity. Gene Ontology annotation, cellular component: membrane. The coding region runs from base 1 to 1800 and encodes 599 amino acids. Lineage: Eukaryota; Fungi; Ascomycota; Eurotiomycetes; Eurotiales; Aspergillaceae. Gene Ontology annotation, biological process: carbohydrate transport; transmembrane transport. The transcript has 2 exons.
AUGCCGGACGAUGCAAUCCCCAGCUCGGGUAUAUCAAGAUCGCCUCCCCGGUCCUCGUCCUUCUCUCCUGACUCCAUCUUCUCGACUUGGCGGGAGCGAUUCCGAAGCUGGUGGUCCUAUACCUCGCUCUCUCCGUUUGAGUCGUACUCGCAGAUUCCCCAGUCGGACCUCCCGCUUGACCAACCCCCUGACCAGCUUCCACGGCGUGAAGACGACCCCAAGAUGGAAUUACUGCGCCUGGACAAAGCUCGAUGGCGCACGUACUGGCUGGCUACCGUGCUCUGCUGCGGCGGCGCCUUAUUCGGAUAUGACUCGGGCGUUAUUGGUGGCGUCCUCACAUUCUCUUCUUUCCAAGACUCCUUUCAGAUCCCUGCGGACAAGGAAACCAAAGUGAGCUCCAUUGCAGUCGGUAUCCAGCAGGCUGGUGCAUUCGUCGGCUGUUUCCUCAUCUGGCCCGUGACCAACCGCUUAGGUCGGCGCAUGGCAAUGGCGCUGUGCUCGCUCCUCUUCUGUAUCGGUGUGGUGCUAGAAGUCAUCGACACGCACUCGCUGCCAGCAUUUUAUGUCGGACGAGUGAUUUGUGGUCUCGGCAUUGGCGGCUCUGCCACCGUCAUCCCCAUCUACAUGUCCGAAAUGAGUCCCAAAGAGAUCCGUGGUCGGCUGGGUAGCUGCUACCAGCUAUCCUACACCAUCGGCAUCCUGGUAUCGUACUGGAUCGACUACGGCGUCAAAUUUAUGGCCGCAACCCCUGCCCAGUGGCAGAUACCCAUCGGCCUGCAGCUUGUUCCCGGAGCGAUGAUGGGCCUUGGUAUGCUGACGCUGGACGAGAGUGUACGCUGGCUCUUGGCCAAGGGCAAGACAGCAGAGGCCUGGCGGAGCAUGGUCUGGAUCCGCGCGGGUGAUUCGCAGGCUGUGACCGACGAGUUCGCAGAGAUCCGCCACGGACUCGAGGAGGAAAAGCACGCAACGGCCGGGUUCAAGAUGACCGAGCUGCUCGAGGGUCCUAAUCGUCAGCGGCUCCUGAUUGCCGGCGGCCUCUUCCUGGGCCAGCAGUCGACGGGUUCAACGGCGCUGGCCUACUUCGGCCCGCAGUUCUUUUCCAUUCUCGUCGGACCCGGUGACAAGAACCUGUUGCUAACGGGCAUCUUCGGUGCCAUCAAGGUGAUCUCGUGUCUGCUCUUUGUGCUGUUCAUGUCUGACCGAUUUGGUCGGAAACCCGUGCUGGCCGGCGGCGCUAUUUUCAUGUCCAUAUGCAUGGUCAUCACCGCUGCGGUGGUGAAGACGCACUCACCCAGCGAGGAUGGGCCCGUCACCUCAGCGGGGAUUGCCACCGUCGCACUCAUCUACCUGGAUAUCAUGGCAUACAACUUCAGUUGGGGCCCACUGCCCUGGCCAUGCACCAGCGAGAUCUUCCCGACGCGCAUCCGCGAGCCCGGCGUGGCCUUUGGCGUGGGAGCCCAGUGGCUGUUCAACUUUGUCUGGAGCUUCUCCACACCCUACAUCAUGGCCGCCAUCGGCUGGGGCACAUUCCUGCUGUUCGGCGGGCUGGACGUGCUGAUCCUUUUGUUCACCAUCUUCUGUUUGAAGGAGACCGUUGGCAAGUCUCUAGAGGAGAUCAAUGAGAUGUUCGACGGCCAUUCUGUCAAGGAUAUUGAGGAUGACGAUGCGCAGUCUUACUCUGCCGACUCCCCGUCUCAGUACCGGGAUGCUGACCCGGACUCGAUCUCCGUUGCCAAGACGUCUACCAUCGAUAAAGCCAACGACACACAUGUCGAGGAAUCGACCGCCGGACGGGCUUGA